AUGUAUACUUUGUUGGCGUAUUCACCGGACGCCACCAUUCAUCAGCCGAGCGCUAAGAUGUUUAACAUGUUCAGCAAAGUGUAUGUACUCUCAAACAACGGGGUUUGUGUCUAUGACGGCCCACCACAAGACGUCACCAGAACUUUAUCACUCAUAGUUUGUCUGUUUGUAGGCCUGCAUAUACCCCAAUAUUAUAACCCUGCUGAUUUUAUCAUUGAGGUGGCGUCCGGUGAAUACGCCAAACAAAAGUCAAAUCGGCAAAAGUUUGAUAAUAUGUCGUCCGACGGCUACACCACUGUUAUCAAUGCCAUCGCAGUGGAGAAGUCCAAGAGAGACAAACCUGCAUUGAAACAGAUCUGGAUAUUAAUGUCACGCAUAUUAAUAAUUACAUACAGAGACCCAAAUAUGUUUUUGUUAAGGGUGUUAACAGUGUUUCCAACCGCGUUUAUGAUCGGCUGGAUAUUCACCUCACGGGUGGGCCGGGCGUCCGGUUGUCCGCCAUCUAAACUGAUGCUCUGGGAUGAGGACAUCAAUGAACUGAUGGCUAAGUUUCAGGACGAACGGUACGGACUUCAGGAGAACGUGGCCCUACUCUUCCUCUCGAUGAUGAUGUGUAUGUUUGGCACGUAUUCAGCCAUUGUAUUGACGUUUCCCUUUGAAAUGAACGUGGUGCUCAAAGAAUACAGUAACGCCUAUUACAGCAUAUUUGCCUAUUAUAUCAGCAAAAUUGUCACAGACUUACCAUUCUGUGUAUUGACCAAUAUAUCAUUGACCGGUAUUGUCUACUAUAUGACCGGCCAGUUGUUUGAUACUUAUUAUAGGCCUAUGUAUGUCAUACUCAUCAAUACGUUGGUAGGUCUCAGUGGACAGACAAUAGGCAUGUUCUUUGGGGCCCUCUUUAUGGAAAACCCAAAUUUGGCAGUAUUUUCGUCAGGAAUAAUAAUCUUACCAUUAUUUAUAUUCGCUGGAUUUUUCCGCAAAUUAUCACUAAUGCCGGCGUAUUUCCUGCCAAUCAGUUACGUAUCGUUUUUUCGAUACUCACUGACGGCGACACUAAUCUCGGUAUUCGGACUCAAGCGAUGCCAAUACGAGCACUGGUUGGCCGAGAGUGUGAUGGACGUGACAAACAUGACACGACCGCAAUGGAUCUCAUCCAUGUCUGUACUCCUCCAAUAUCAGUCCCAAUUCGCCGGCGCCAGCGAUAAGUCCACAGUUGUGGUCGACGCCAACGGCGAGCCCGAAGACAACCUGUUGAUCAUGUUUGGUGGCGGCAAACUGGCCAAUCACACGUUGACCUCGCUACUUUUGACUCAAUUUGACAUAGACGAUAGUGAGGACUCGCUGUGGCACGAACUCAAUUUGUUGAUAUUCUUUGUCGCUUUGGCCGAAAACGAUGAACCGUUUCUGUUGAGGACAUUAAUCUGUUUUCUUGUCCUAAGAAAUGAGUUGAAAAGCUAUUCCGACGACAAAGAAUAUCAACAAAUUGAGUUCGUGCCACAGCGAGUCCUCACUAUCGUCUAUGUCAAAUUGAGUCAAAAGUAG
Medioppia subpectinata is the source of this 1542-nucleotide messenger RNA. Lineage: Eukaryota; Metazoa; Arthropoda; Arachnida; Sarcoptiformes; Oppiidae. The record is from the annotation of a GenBank genome assembly.